This is a messenger RNA of Nomia melanderi (Alkali bee), 2157 nucleotides long. RefSeq lists its product as uncharacterized. Lineage: Eukaryota; Metazoa; Arthropoda; Insecta; Hymenoptera; Halictidae. The record is from RefSeq and is a predicted model, not a curated record.
ACCUCAACUUCUGACGUGUCAUCAGAUCCCAUCGCAUGCACGAAACACUAAAGUAUUUUAUGUGAGAAUGUAACAACAAAUUUGCAACGUUAGAGUAAAUAAUUUGACACUAUUAUCUUUUGAAAAUUGAUUGAUAUUUCUAAGAAAAUAUACGGAAUUUCUAUCCACUUUUAAAAUUGAUUACCGCCGCACGUACUUACGGUACAUGUGGAUGUGUAAACCUAUGAUGCUGAAGAAAUAAGAAUAAGAACUUUAAAAAGACAAGAAUUGGAAAGAAAUAAUUAUUUAUUAAGAAAAAUUACUAAAGAUAACAGUAAUUUAAUCUUCGAUAAGAGGGUGUUACUUAAGUGUUAAAUAAAUUUAAUGCAAAAUAUAACUGCUUAUAGAGUAUAUCGUUAAGUAUAGAUGUAUACCUAACUUCUUGUACGUAGCAGACAGUUUUUCAUCAUCACAAACUACACGAAGUGUUGAACGGAUUAUUUAAGAAUGUUGUGUAAAGAAAUUAUUAAAUCUAUAUCACAAAUUAAAAAUGGGCAGGCGUUAUUAUAUAGGUCUGCCACUUCACAUAUGCAUUAUACUAUGAAAUAUAGUACCAAUGCUAAAAGUAAGAAGUGUGAUGAUGACGAUUAUGAUAAACCUGUAAAGUAUUCAACUUCUGAAGCAGCAAAUUGGCCUGCUUGCGGUACAGGUACUAAGGGCCCAGACAUACCACGUUAUCAAACAUUAAUUAUAAUGACAAGUCUUGCUCUUUUUCUUAUUUACUUCGGUAUCCUUAGAGAAGAAAAUGAUAUUGAUCAAAAACUUACUGAUGGUAUGAGUCCUGAAGCGAAAGAGUUUUUAUAUGGACUUAAACUGCAGCAGGAGAAACAAUUAUCUGCAUACAGGAAAAACAUGUAGUUUACAUUAGAAAUUUAUUACAGAAAUGAACCUUUAUUAUAUUAUAAAAAGUUAUAAAUAAAUAAUUACAAGGGAUAUAACAAUUCACCCCAUAUUAUAUUUUUUGUUAUCUUAUUCCAUUCGAUAGGAGGAUGUUGAGUAAUUGUAUCUGGCAUACAUUUAUUCCAUGUAUAUUGCCAUGGUGCAGUAACCAUUGUCAUUAUUAAUAUAAUUGGUCCAAUAGCAGGGUGAGAAUGUAACUUAAUAUUUACAGUACCUAAAUAAAGAAAAAGGUGUUAAUAUAUUAUGAUGUUAAGUAAAAAUAGAAUAACAAAUGAAUUAUCUACAAGAUAUUUUACUUACUACGUGUACUGUAAGAAUGCAGAAACCAUUUGAAAAAUGUAUACACAGGUAUAAUUUGAAGAUAAAAUUUCAUUCUAGUUAGGAAACCUCCAAAACUAAUCAGUGCUAAUCUGAGCUGUAAUAAAUAGUCAUUAUAUACCUUAUAAUUAUUAUACUUAUGAUAACAUAUACUUGCGUACCGUAGUGAAAACUGCAUAAUACACCCAUGUUGUUGGCAUAAGGAACAGAAGUAUUGUAAACAAUAAUGUCCCUACAAAUAAUUGAUCUGGCUGGUAUUGACAGGAGUCAAUUCUCUCUCGUAAUGGAUUCUUUUUUUUGCCUAAAAAUAGUCUGACUAAUCCUGUGAUGCCUUUCAAUUGAACAUUGAACAACCUAGUACAGAAAUGUAGUUAAUAAUCCAUUUGCCUCUUAAAUAUCAUAUUUUAUUACCUUGUUGCAUACACAUAAAUGCAAUAUGUAUGAAAACUAACAAGAGCUAGCAGAUCUGCUGCUAUUGCUAUUUGAAAUGUAAUGCCCAGUCUUCCAAAUAAUACUAACACUUCAAAAGCAAAAUCCAUUACAGGUUUCAUAAAUAUCAAGAACGUCCACCACAAAUGUAUGUGAUACUGAAAAAAUUUUCCAAGCAUAUUAUUCAAAGCAUGAUUUAAUUUUAAUCCAGCUGGUACGCCCAUUAACCAGUUUAUUAAAUCCUUGAGUAAUGUCACAACUUUCUAGAAAAGAUGUAUGUGCUUAGCUGUUGAAUGAAAUAUCAUGUAUCACUAUUGAUAUUAUUACAUUAAAUUUUGAACUUGCCUCUGCAUUAUUCAAAAGUAUUUGAGAUGGAGAUGUAUAUUCCAGAUAGUGUAAUAACAAUUGCAAUACAAAUAUUCCUAAUAACAUAUCUAUUAUUAGUGCAAAUACAUAAUUACCAGUCUUCAA